Prunus armeniaca (apricot) is the source of this 468-nucleotide messenger RNA. The record is from the annotation of a GenBank genome assembly. NCBI's taxonomy places the organism in Eukaryota, Viridiplantae, Streptophyta, Magnoliopsida, Rosales, Rosaceae.
AUGGUGAAGAUGGUAGCUUUCCGUCUAAAAGCUACAGCGGCUGUAUGGUGGGAUCAAUUGCAAAAUCUACGGCAAAGGCAAGGAAAGCAGCGGGUUCGUACAUGGCGGAAGAUGAAGCCGCUUAUGAUGGAACGGUUCUUGCCCACGGAUUAUGAGCAGAUUCUAUACCGUAUGUAUCUAGGUUGUGCACAAGGCAACCGUUCGGAGGUGAUUAACAUGGCGUUGAAAGCUGAACUGUUGGAGAAGGAGAAGCGCCAAACCAACUUCCGCAAGAACACGACAGAAGCCUCUGAAUAUGCUACUGAUGCUUCAAGUGGCUCAGGAGAUAAGGGGAAAAGGGCAGCAGCAGAAUCCUGGAGGAUCGCCAAAACCAACAACAGUUGGCCAAAACAAAAAUUUCAACGAAGGCAGCAGCCGGACUUUCAACAGAGGGCAGUCCCGACAUCAGUCCCAGAAUCCGUAUGCUAA